UUUCAGCACUACGUUUUUCAGUAUGGGUGUUUUUGCCUUAUUUAUUUAGUGGUUGAUUUUUCUGAAUACCUACGCUGUUAAUAAUAAAACAAAAUAUCAUAAAAUAUACCAGAUUCCAGGUUAUCUCAGUAAACUCAGCCACUCCACUCCGAGCUAACUCAAUCCGAACUACUGCUACUUUCUGCCAAGUCCUGCUAACAUCUGAGCCAAUCAACUGUCACAGGGCUUACACUAAACCUAAAUGGGACAUCCCCAGCAAACUCUUCCUACGAGAUAUUAGGUUGCGAGCACGUGUGAAGUCUCUUAUUGGUCCAGAAGUUAGCAGGACUUGGCAGAAGUCUAAAGGAGUUUAGUUGGUCGCGCUAAUCCGAAAAUAUCGAGAAGAGAGGCUGAGCAUGCUGAGAUAAAUUCCAGGCCUACAUGUGGGGUGGAUCACGUGCCUCCGCCACCGCCCCAAAGGUUCCGCUGAGCCGACGAUUGAAACCAAGAUUUAUCAUGAAUUACGAUGGUUCACGGGAAUCUAUAUAUUAUGCCACGGAUUGCAGUUAUCGAUCGUGGUGCGUGGAGUGAAGUGGGGGAUUGUUCAGGCAUCAACUUGAUACUCCAGCAUUUCUCGGGUUUCGGCCAAAAUAUCUAUCUAGAGAUAUUUCCUAUCAUCAUUGCGGAUAAGUGAUUUCAUUUUGCCUACUACAAAUUUAUUAUCUAAACCCCAAAUUUACCGUCUCUCACGAGCAUGGCUCUCCUGAAAGUUAUACCCCGAACGGGCAUUCGAACUGCUAUUCGAUCUUCUAUCCGAACUACAACUCGUGCUUCUUCCACCUCAUCUCAGCCCACCAAGGCCGAGGGGGACAUAUCGUCCGUUUUCCCGAGCUUGAGGUCGGAUUAUAAGCCAGAGCCCCUCCCAAGGCGGUUUGAAGACCUGAAAUUAAGCCUCUUCCAGCCGAAUGGAGCUGCGUUGACGAAGAGCUGGUUUAGAUUACUAGCCAGCCUGGAGCAUGAAGUGGAAGAGAUUCGGAAAGCUGGCAGCGACGUUAUACCAUCAAUCGAUUACUCAGAAGUUCUAUCAGGCGAGGUUGGCCCUGGUAAGCUGGACGAGAUUCGUCGGCGUGGAUGCGUAGUAGUCAGAGGAGUUUUGCCGAAAUCAACGGCCCUUGACCUAAAACAAGAGGCAAGGGAAUAUAUCUCUGCCAAUCGAAGUACGGUGAAAGCAUUUCCCCCUGACUCUCCCGCCGUUUAUGAGCUUUACUGGUCACCUUCACAAGUCACAGCUAGAGCGCAUCCCAAUGUCCUUCAAACCCAACGCUUUCUACAAGGAAUUUGGCAUUCCUCGGAUCCUCAGACCCAGCUCUCCAGAACCUACCCUCUUUCUUACGCUGAUCGAUUUCGCAUCCGAGACCCAGGCGAUGCCAAGUUUGCUCUAGGCCCACACGCCGAUGGAGGAUCUCUCGAAAGGUGGGAGGAUCCUGAAUACUCUAAGGUUUAUCGGAAGAUACUGGAUGGUUCGUGGGAGGAGUACGACCCCUUUGAUGCACGGCAUCGCAUUCACGCGAAAAUGAAUCUGUACAACGGAGCUGGUGCCUGUUCCAUGUUACGAUUUUUCCAAGGAUGGCUAUCAAUGUCCGACACGGGACCAGGAGAGGGGACGUUGCAUAUAUGCCCAAUGUUAAAACAUAGUACCGCCUACACGAUUCUCCGCCCAUUCUUUAAUGUCCAGACAUCGGAUCCUCUGCUAGAUGCUUCAUUCCCAGGCUCAGUUCCUGGAGCUUGUCAGGAGUACUCGGAUCACACUCACCCGCAUCUGGAACUUUCCACUACCAUGGUAUCCGUUCCUCCAGUUGAGCCGGGUGAUUAUGUUGCGUGGCACUGCGAUUCUCUUCAUUCCGUUGACAAGGAACAUCGAGGUAAAGGUGAUUCGAGCGUGUUGUACAUUCCUGCAACCCCGCUGUGCGAGAUGAACGCAAGGUACCUCGAGAAGCAGCGCCAAGCUGCUUUGGUAUAUUCUCCACCGUGGGACUUUCCGAACGCUGGGGGACCAGGUGAGUUUGGCUUUGCUGGGACGGUGGAUUGGACAAAGUUAAGCCAUGAUGGGUUACAGGCUAUGGGAAUGGGAGCUGCGCCAUGGCAGGUUCAGGAGGGCAUGUCUCAAGGUGAGAAGGAAGCUAUUGAGAUUGGGAACAAGAUUCUCUUUGCUGCAUAAUCGGCUCAAGUAAAUUUGCAUCGUGAUCUGUUUUUGCGCUUAUCCACUGUUGAAUAAUACUCGAAGUCAUUAUGUACUAGAUAAGGAAGAAAACGAAUUUAAAUAUAAUUGCGAAAUGUAAUUCAUCUUGAACACUUGUAACAAAAUUUUCGAUUCGUCGAGAAACCAUGCGAGAUUCUUGUUCUGAUGGAUAUAUAUUUUGCCUGACCAC
Molecule: messenger RNA, 2408 nt
Organism: Blastomyces dermatitidis ER-3
Lineage: Eukaryota; Fungi; Ascomycota; Eurotiomycetes; Onygenales; Ajellomycetaceae
Exons: 2
Coding region: 734-2197 (487 amino acids)
Source: RefSeq, a predicted model, not a curated record